This is a messenger RNA of Eimeria maxima, 2955 nucleotides long. RefSeq lists its product as hypothetical. Lineage: Eukaryota; Apicomplexa; Conoidasida; Eucoccidiorida; Eimeriidae. Gene Ontology annotation, cellular component: Set3 complex. Bases 1 to 2955 code for a protein of 984 amino acids. The transcript has a single exon. Gene Ontology annotation, biological process: regulation of transcription by RNA polymerase II. The record is from RefSeq and is a predicted model, not a curated record.
AUGCCAGUCAUUCCUCUGCGCGGGGGAGGGGAGAUAAUUCCCCUUAAGGCUGCCUCCCCUGCCCAACAGCAGCAGCAGCAACAGCAGCAGCAGCAGCAGCAGCAGUACUGUGGUAUAGGUCCUCAUCACCUACUAGACUGCAGCGACACAACAACAGCAGCAGCAGCAGCAGGAGGAGGAACAGCAGCGGGAGAGAAGCAAUUAGCACAGUGGUCUUUCUUAUCCUUACCGUUACCAUGUUCAUGCUGCAGUACCCCACCACCGCAACAUUUGCUGCUUCCUCUUCCUUGCAGCAGCAAGACAUUUGCUGCGCUGCAGUUGCUGCCAGCAGAAUUAAUUGCAGCAACAUUUUGCUGCUGCGUGCAGCAAAUAAAAAAAGAUAAAUUUAUUCCUCUUAAUCCUAAUCGUAUGUGGAAGCCAAUAAGGAAAAAAAUAUAUAAACAUUCUUGUUGGCAAUAUACUAAUUCUCUUAUAAUCCAGCAGCAGCAGCAGCAGCAGCAGCAGCAAGUGCAGCAGCAGCAAAUGCAGCAGCAAAUGCAGCAGCAGCAGCAAAAGUUGAUGAUCGUGCAGCAGCAGCAACAGCAGCAAAAACAGAUUCAUAAUGAUAUAAGAAGGAAUGAUGUUAUUGGUGGUGCUGUAUCUGCAGCAGAAACAUCUUCUGCUGCAGCAGCAGCAGCAGGAGGAGAUGCUGCUGCUGCUGCUGCUGCUUCUGCUGCUGCUGCUGCUGCAGCAGCAGCAAGAUGGCAGCAGCAGCAAGAAGCAGAUGUUAGUCCACCUGUGCAGCAGCUAACAGAAAUGUUCGACUUAGAAGAACUCUUAAGGCCAAGCAGCAGCUGCAGCGACUCAGAACCAGAAACAGCAGCAGCAGCACCUGCAGCAGCAGCAGCAACAACAGCAGCAGCAGCAGAUGCAGCAGCAGCAGGAGCAACAGAUGGGACCGGAGCACCAAAAGCAACAGCAGCAGCAAAUGAUCUACACGGACUAGCAUUGACGGCCGGGGAGCCAACGGAUGCAGCGACGGCAGCAGAUGCAACAGCAGCAGCAGCAGCAACAGCAGCAACGGCAACAGCAGCAGCAACAACAACAACAGCAGCAGACCUUAUGGGGCUAAAUGGAAGCAGAAGGUCUACUGUUGAUACCUCCGUCGCACCGACCCAACAACUGCCGCAUGCAAAGCAGCAGCAGCUGCAGCAGCAGCAGCAAGAGGCUCAGCAGCAGCAUAAAAAGCGCGGUAGAAAACGCAGCAGCAGCGAUGGCACAGACAGAAGAAGCAGCAGCGGCAGCAGCAGCAGCGGCAGCAGCAGCACCAACAGCAGCGACAACCUCAGCAGCAGCAGCAACAGCAGCAGCAGCAGCAGCACGAGUGUAGGCAAACGGCCACGCCAUUCGUCAAAGCGUGUGGACGAGGCAGCCGAAGCAGAAGUAGCAGCAGCAGAAGCAGCAGCAGCAGAAGCAGCAGCAGCAGAAGCAGCAGCAGCAGCACCGGCAGCAGCAGCAGCAGCAGCAGCAAAGACGCCAACAGCACCAACAGAGGCGAGCAGCGAAGAGAUUUCCGUCAUUAUCUCUGAUGAAGAAUUGCCUAGAAUACUGCAGCAGCAGAAGCAGCAAAAGCAGCAGCAGCAGCAACAGCAGCAACAGCAGCAGCAGCAACAGCAGCAGCAGCAACAGCAGCAGCAGCUAGUGCUGCAAGAGAGUGACGACGCCUCCCCAUCCUUUGAUGUUGAUGGACCUCUCAGUAUAGAGACAGCAGCAGCACAGAGCAGCAGCAGCAGCAGCAGCAGCAGCACGACGAACUUACUGGAACUAUUGGGCAGCAGCAGCACGCAGGUAAUAGCAGAAGCAUGCAGAGGUGCAGAAGCAGCAGCAGCAGCAGCACCCUUCAGCAGCAACAGCAGCAGACCGAGCAGCGCAUGCAGCAGCAACAUCCCCUCUCCCUACAAGUCCCUCUUUGCCUCUAACAGCCCGCUGCUGCAGCAGAAGCAGCAGCAGCAGCAGCAGCCGAAGAUGUGGCAGCGCCUGCAGCAGGAAGUUAAGGAAAUAUUCAGCGGGACGCAUGCAGAUAGCAGCAGCAGCAGCAGCAACAGCAGCUCACGCAGAAUAUCUGCUGCAGCAACAGACACAGCCACAUUUCCAGCAGCAGCAACAGCAACAGCAACAGCAGCAGCAACAGCAGCAGCAGCAGAGGAAGCAGCGUCUGGGUCCCCUGUGCUGCUGACCCACGGGGUAGAAACACGCCUAGAGAGGAAGGCAGCAGCAGCAGCAGCAGCAGCAAGAAGCAGCAGCCACUUUGUUGCAUCUGCUUCUGCUGCAGCAGCAAGAACAUUCCUAUCACAAGUAGAUGAGAGACUGCAGAAGCUGCAGCAGCAGACACAAACAGCAGCAGCAGCAGCAGCAGCAAAGGAACCAGCCCCUGCAGCAGCAGCAACAGCAACAACAGCAGCGACAGCAGCAGCAACAGCAGCAGCAGCACAGUCUUCUGCUGCUGCUCAGAAGACUACGCCUUCUGUUGGACCUGCAGGCAGGAAUGCCAAAGGCAAGAGCAGCAGCAGCAGCAACAGCAGCAAGGGCAGCAACAGCAGCAGCAACAGCAGCAAGAGCAACACCAGCAACAGCAACAGCAGCAAGAUAAGCAGCAACAACAACAACAACAAGGGUAGCAGCAGCAGCAGCAGCAGCAGCAGAUCCAGCAGCAGCAGCAGCCGGUUGCCCCGUGUUGGGCUCUCUCGUUGCUUCCCUCCUCCGCAGACACGAAGGGCAGCAGCAGCAGCAGCAGCAACAGCAGCAACAGCAGCAGCAGCAGCAGCAAAGCAGUCAAGAAGUACCUCAGCACUGCCUAUGCUCAAACGGCAACACCAACAGCAGCAGCAACAGCAGCAGCAGCAGCAACAGCAACAGCAGCAGCAGCAGCAGCGGCGACGUCGCGGGCUGAGCAGCAGCGCCCUUCCUUCCCUAUAA